Molecule: messenger RNA, 2432 nt
Organism: Gastrolobium bilobum
Lineage: Eukaryota; Viridiplantae; Streptophyta; Magnoliopsida; Fabales; Fabaceae
Exons: 11
Coding region: 52-2373 (773 amino acids)
Biological process (GO): GPI anchor biosynthetic process
Cellular component (GO): endoplasmic reticulum membrane
Molecular function (GO): RNA binding
Source: RefSeq, a predicted model, not a curated record
AAAAGUAUAAAAGUCAGUAAUGUUUCCUUGGGAGCAACUGAGAGAGACAUUAUGGAGUUCUUUUCUUUUUCGGGUGAUAUUGAAUAUGUUGAACUGCAGAGUCAUGAUGAACGGUCUCAAAUUGCCUAUGUUACCUUCAAGGAUUCACAAGGAGCUGAGACUGCAGUACUACUAUCGGGGGCAACAAUAGUUGAUUUGUCAGUUAAUAUAACUCCGGAUCCAGAUUACCGUAUUCCAGCUACUGCCUUGGCGUCAUCUACAACAGUGGGUAAAACUCCUGGUGGUGCUGAAUCUGCUUUAUGGAAGGCAAAGGAUGUGGUCACCAACAUGCUGGCCAAGGGCUUUAUCUUAGGUAAAGAUGCUGUAAACAAAGCAAAGACUUUUGAUGAGAAGCUCCAAAUAACUUCAACAGCCUCAGCAAAACUUACAUCUUUUGACCAAAAACUUGGACUUAGUGAGAAAAUAAGUGCUGGUGCUUCGGUUGUGAGUGAUAGAGUUAGAGAAGUGGAUCAAAAGUUUCAGGUUUCAGAGAAAACCAAAUCAGCAUUUGCAGUUGCAGAACAGAAAGUCAGUACCGCUGGGUCUGCUAUAAUGAAGAAUCGCUAUGUGCUCACUGGGACUUCUUGGGUAACAGGUGCUUUUAAUAGGGUUGCUAAGGCAGCCGGGGAUGUGGGACAGAAGACAAAAGAGAAAGUGGAAAACGCAGAAGAGGAACAUAAGCGAAAAGUAGAAGACCAGUUUGCACAGGUCCUUUCUGAGUCCCCAAAAGCCGCAAUCAAAAGUAUAAAAGUCAGUAAUGUUUCCGUGGGAGCAUCUGAGAGAGACAUUAUGGAGUUCUUUUCCUUUUCGGGUGAUAUUGAAUAUGUUGAACUGCAGAGUCAUGAUGAACAGUCUCAAAUUGCCUAUGUUACCUUCAAGGAUUCACAAGGAGCUGAGACUGCAGUACUACUAUCGGGAGCAACAAUAGUUGAUUUGUCAGUUAAUAUAACUCUGGAUCCAGAUUACCGGAUUCCAGCUACUGCCUUGGCAUCAUCUACAACAGUGGGUAAAACUCCUGGUGGUGCUGAAUCUGCUUUACGGAAGGCAAAGGAUGUGGUCACCAGCAUGCUGGCCAAGGGCUUUAUCUUGGUUAAAGAUGCUGUAAACAAAGCAAAGACUUUUGAUGAGAAGCUCCAAAUAACUUCAACAGCCUCAGCAAAACUUACAUCUUUUGACCAAAAACUUGGACUUAGUGAGAAAAUAAGUGCUGGUGCUUCGGUUGUGAGUGAUAGAGUUAGAGAAGUGGAUCAAAAGUUUCAGGUUUCAGAGAAAACCAAAUCAGCAUUUGCAGUUGCAGAACAGAAAGUCAGUACCGCUGGGUCUGCUAUAAUGAAGAAUCGCUAUGUGCUCACUGGGACUUCUUGGGUAACAGGUGCUUUUAAUAGGGUUGCUAAGGCAGCCGGGGAUGUGGGACAGAAGACAAAAGAGAGAGUGGAAAACACAGAAGAGGAACAGAAGCGAAAAGUAGAAGACCACCAGUAUGCGCAGGUCCUUUCUAAGUCCCCAAAAGCCGCAGUGGUGGAAUCUCCAAAUUAUAACUCCAAUAGCAGAAAUGCUAAAGCUUUUUCUCCCAUCAAGAAAUUUCUGAUGCAGUCUUAUUAUGACAGACAUACGAACUUACAUGAUUCAGAUUUUGAAAAUUUCAUGUCUCAAGAAGUCCCUUUUGGUUUGUGUGAUGCGCUUCCAAAUAACCAUAAUUUCUUGUUGAGACCGUCAGUUCUAAAGCGCAAUCUUAUUGGUGAAGGUUCUCAUCGAUCUGUGUCGACAUUAAUCAAAUUUCAAACCCAACAGUCGAAGUCUUUGUCUGAACUUUUAAGCUACUCAUGCGAAUUCAUAAUUAUAGAAAGACUGUCUUCUGGUGUUUUUGCUGAUCCAUUUGAAUUACAACGUCUUGUUCAGCGUGGUGUGUUCAAUGAUAUAGCUGUUUUUGGUGAUACAAAUCUGGAGCUGCCUUCAUUCUUGUCCAAUCGUUCUGCUGUUGAAAUCCACUUAGAUGUUGACCCAAAUAUAUUGCUAGAGCCAAGUGAUAUCAAAAUAGAGCUUCCAUUGCAUGCCAGAUAUCAACCUCUGAAUGAAAGCGGCUACUCCACAGUUGAAUUUGGUGCACCGGAUAUGUUAGUGCGCUGCAGCACAAAGGAAAACGUGGAAAAUCGCAAUUGCUUCUUCAAAUUGAAAAUUGAUGAUGCUAAUCUAUACGAUGCUGGUAUUGUUUGGAGUAUACCUUCUGGAAGAAAGGUACAUGCUGAAAUUGUUUCCGGAGUUACAUUUAUUGCAGCCUUAUUAUCAACUCUUGUAAUUGUUGUCACGUGUUAUAUUAUUCUAACAGCAGAUUGAGCAAAGAUUUAAAACAAUCUUAAAUGUGUUUUCAUAUGUUUUUUUUUUUUUUUAAUUCA